This is a messenger RNA of Mesitornis unicolor (brown roatelo), 2520 nucleotides long. It is a transcript of the gene MYLK3, whose product is annotated as myosin light chain kinase 3. The record is from RefSeq and is a predicted model, not a curated record. Bases 1 to 2520 code for a protein of 839 amino acids. Gene Ontology annotation, biological process: protein phosphorylation; positive regulation of apoptotic process; intracellular signal transduction. The transcript has 14 exons. Gene Ontology annotation, cellular component: cytoplasm; nucleus. Lineage: Eukaryota; Metazoa; Chordata; Aves; Mesitornithiformes; Mesitornithidae. Gene Ontology annotation, molecular function: protein serine/threonine kinase activity; ATP binding.
AUGUCUGCGGGUAGCUUGGACUGUGCAGAGGGAAAUGCCCUGACCAAGUUACAGCCUACUAAAGUGAACAAUUUAAGUAUGAUGGACAAAAAACUGAAUGUCUUGAAUGAAAAGAUGGACAAACUGUUGCAUUUUCAAGAAGAUCUGACAGACAAACUGCAGCGAGUUAACAAAGGCAUUGAUGAUGUAGAAAAAGGCAUUACCAAGCUGACGGUAUCUCGAGCAGCUCCUGAUGGGACAGAUGCGAUGCAAAAAGGCCUAAAGCUAUCGGACAGUGCUCACCAGACUGAUAUCCAGAGCAUAUGCUCAGAAGUGCUGAAAUUGGUGAAAGCUGCCCAGCUGGAUGCCUCUAAGCAUAAGGAGAGGCUGGCAAAGAUAGAGAAAAGGGUUGAUACACUGGAUAAAGUUAUUACAUUUGUGGGAGAAGUAUUAAAAAAUUCUAAAGUAGUGGAUUUUAUUCUCAAAGGCAUUGUGCCCUGGAAGAAGGGGAGUCUGCUGGAAAUCCUUGCUGAGGCCAAAGAUAAGCCUGAGGAGAGUGGUGCGAAACCUAAGCAUGUGUUUAGUAACAGAGGAACCCAAACUGAAAGCAAGAAGGCUCUGGAAGAGACAAAAAGUGGGAAAAAACUGGAUGAAGACAAGGGAGCGUGUGAGAAGGGGAAUGCUUCUAGUGCUGAAGCCCACAAAGCUGACUCCAAACCCCAAGUUAAAGGGAGGACAGUGCAGCAGCAAGCUGUUGAAGAUCAUGCAGGCAACCAAAAUGUUCCUGCUAAAGGACAUGAUACGGAGAGAGCCCCACGCCUAGAUGAGUGCCACAGGCAACUUGUUCAUCAGAAACCCAGAGAGAAUGAAAACAAACCUCCACCGUGCAGUGCGGCAUCCUGGGAAGCUGUGCCCACCACAUCCCAGGCUAUAUCUGACACAGGGUGUGAAGUGACACAUACCAGGAUAUCUAUCAAUGUACAUAUGACUGAAAUGAAAGAAAAGAUUGAGAUGACCAAGGAAGGAAACUUAAAUGAUCACAGGGAUAAAAGUCCCAAACUAAAACCCCCAUCCUCCACACCAGCAGAAGUGGAAGGAUCUGAACAACUGCCUGACAAAUCAAAACCUAAAACUAAAAACAUCAAUGCUGAGCCAAAUCAAGAGGUGAAAGGGGACAAUAAGCAAAAUAAACUUGCAUCUCAAACAGGGAAGCAACAACCAUUGCUGAGCAAGCCCAAACCAGGUGAAAAGGCAGAAGCAAAAUCAGAAUUAAAAUGCAAGCCUGUAACCUCCCAGAACACCUCUGCAAAGGAGCCUACGAAAGAUCUGGGAGUAGAAGUGAAAAUCCAUCGAGCAACAGCAAAAGCAGAAGAAGCCCCAGCAGAUACCAGUGCUGAGAGGAGAGCAUCUGAGACUGCAGCUUCAGGGGGAAGUGAAAAUGGUGCCUGUCAGUGUACGGGAGUGACACCAGAGAAGACCAAGGCACUGGGUGCUAGCAAAGAGCUUCCCACGCAGGAUGAAAUGAUCAUUGAUGACAGCCCUUCUCCUCCGGCUCCUUUCGAACAUCGCAUGGUGAGUGUCAAGCAAACAGAGGUGACAACAUCCUACUCCGUGUGUCGUCAUGAAGUACUGGGGGGGGGGCGUUUUGGGCAAGUUCACAAGUGCACGGAAAUAUCAACUGGUCUCAACCUGGCAGCCAAAAUCAUAAAAGUGAAAGGAGCAAAAGAGCGGGAGGAAGUGAAAAAUGAAAUUAAUGUCAUGAACCAUAUAAAUCAUGUGAAUCUGAUCCAGCUUUAUGAUGCUUUUGAAGCAAAAAAUAACAUCACUCUGAUCAUGGAAUAUCUUGAUGGUGGUGAAUUAUUUGACCGGAUCACAGAUGAAAACUACAGUCUAACCGAGUUGGAUGCGAUCCUAUUUACCAAACAGAUUUGUGAAGGAGUCCACUACUUGCACCAGCAUUAUAUUCUUCAUUUAGAUCUGAAGCCUGAAAACAUCCUAUGUGUAAGUCGCACAGGAAACCAGAUUAAAAUAAUUGACUUUGGAUUAGCAAGGAGGUACAAACCUCGUGAGAAACUGAAGGUUAAUUUUGGAACUCCGGAGUUCUUGGCUCCUGAAGUGGUGAACUAUGACUUUGUUUCCUUCCCAACAGACAUGUGGAGUGUAGGCGUCAUCACGUAUAUGUUACUUAGUGGCCUGUCCCCAUUCCUGGGAGAAACUGAUGCAGAGACAAUGAAUUAUGUGGUCAAUUGCAGCUGGGAUUUUGAUGCAGAAGCAUUUGAACAGCUAUCGGAGGAAGCGAAAGACUUUAUUUCCAGAUUGCUUGUGAAGGAGAAAAGCUGCCGGAUGAGCGCAACACAGUGUCUGAAGCAUGAGUGGUUGAACAAUCUGCCUGCCAAAGCCAAGAAGUUCAAGCUUCGCCUGAAGUCCCAGCUGUUGCUGCAGAGUUACAUGGCUCACAGAAAAUGGAAGAAACAUUUUUAUGUGGUGGCUGCUGCCAACAGGCUGAAGAGAUUUCAGAGUAUGUCUGUCAAGCUUGCAUGA